UUUUGUUUCUGUUUUUUUUUCAUUCUUCCUUAUCUCUCUUUUAUUCUUUUUCUUAAGAAUAGGUAUUGUAUCAAAGGCUAGGUAUUGUAUCCUCCAACGACCUCUAAUAGUCGGCGGCUAGAAUUGGAUCGAAAAGCAAAGCUUGGUUCGAAGGUGAAGGACACAGAGUAGACUAGAAAAGGUUUGAAAGGCUUUGGUUUAGAACGGUUCAAAACAAAAGACAAAGCAAGGAUUUCAUGGUGGUGGAAUAGAAAAAGGAAGGCGCUUCCGAGCUGCUUUCUGUUCAGAUCCUUCUCUUUCUCUGUUUUGGCGACUCCAUUAUCCUUCAGUUGGUUCGAACGCGACCGUGAGUUCAGCAAGAAACCUUGGCAACUAGAAAAUUAGGGUUUCAGGUGGCCAUGAGAGGUGGAAGGAAGAAUUUGAAGAGGGCAACAGAGGAAAAGCAUGUAACCCUGCAAGAUGGGCAAAGCAUCAUGCAGGUGGUGUCUCUUCGAGGCUCCAAUCUUAUUGAGGUCAUGGAUGCAUGUGGUGAGAAAUCCUUAGCUCUAUUCCCUGCUAAAUUUCAGAAAAGCAUGUGGAUUAAACGAGGGAGCUUCGUUGUUGUUGAUGAUAGUGGAAAGGAAAAAGCCCUUGAAUCGGGUAGCAAGGUUGCUUGUCUUGUUUCUCAAGUUCUUUUCUAUGAACAAGUUCGAGCACUAAAGAAAUCUCCGGAUUGGCCUGAAAAUUUUAAGUCUGCAAUGGUAGAUGAUUCAUAUGAAAGAACCACCGCCCAACAAGAGAAUGAGAUGGACGCGAGCGAUGAUGAUGGACUACCUCCAUUGGAAGCCAAUACAAAUAGGAUGAGACCUUUUGAGUUGCAAGCUGAUGCAGAUUCAGAAUCUAGUUCAGAUGCGGAUGAUGAAUCAUAAUAUAGUUAGGCUGCCAUAUAUAUAUGAAUGAUUACAUUCAACUGACAAUGUAUGUUAAAGAAUGUUGUCCCAUCUGUGUGCUGAUUCCUUCAGCUCUCAAUUAAAAGAAAUGAAUUGAAUUUGCCUAAU
This is a messenger RNA of Abrus precatorius (Indian licorice), 1037 nucleotides long. Its product is annotated as probable RNA-binding protein EIF1AD. Gene Ontology annotation, cellular component: nucleus. NCBI's taxonomy places the organism in Eukaryota, Viridiplantae, Streptophyta, Magnoliopsida, Fabales, Fabaceae. Gene Ontology annotation, biological process: translational initiation. Gene Ontology annotation, molecular function: translation initiation factor activity; RNA binding. The record is from RefSeq and is a predicted model, not a curated record. Bases 399 to 908 code for a protein of 169 amino acids. The transcript has 6 exons.